AUGGUUUAUCAGACUUCCUCUUCUGUUCGCGAUCUGAAGUCUCGUGGUCAUUCCACAGCUUUCAAUCCGCGUAAUUUGGAACACGACUGGUAUCCAGUUUGGAACGAGGUUUUCAUUGAUAUGAAAUCGCUUCUCUCCGAUGUCUACAUCUACCCCCAAUAUUUUCUUUGGUUGCGAAAUUCCAAAGAUCUGCCCCUUGCUCUCCGGAAAAGAAUGCUGCAGCAUCUUGACCCAAAUGAACACGGGGUUACCCGCGAGCUUGAUGAUGCAGACCACACACUCUUGGCGUUACAGGCUGAUAUCGAUGACUCAGAUAUUGCGCCGCUAUUGGCGUCGUCAUUGCUCAUUGACGGGGAUACCUCGUUUGGAAGCACCAUCACUGUCUCUGGCUCUGAAAAGGACCUAAUACCCGACUUCUCAUUUAUGCAUCUUACCUCGGUGCCUUUGGGUGGAUAUUGUGCAAAUUCAGCAUAUGCAACAAGCCGAGCGGACCGUAAAAUCCUCCACGAAUGCCAUUUGGCCCUCUGUGAGGUGAAGGGAGCACCUUCACGCCACUUCUCAGAACCACGAAAAUCGAAGAUGCGUGCUGAAUUGUUCGAAGAUGCACAGACUGAUCUGGCCAUGUAUGCCAAUCUGUAUUUCGUAGCUGAGGGUGGUAUGCGACGAGACAAACUUCUUCUUUGGGCUUGUGUUGGUGCAUUCUGGACAUGGACUCUUGUUUCUAGGGAAGAAGUUCCGGCAUGGGAUUGGGUUACAGGGUCUUUCGCUUCAGGAGCCAGUCCUGACCAGGAAAUCAAUUACCUCAUCACCCAUUACUUUCAACCAGACCAAAUUCAUGAACGUGAAGGUAAUGAUGGAGAUGACGUCAUGAGCGAGGAGGGUGAUUAA
Lentinula edodes (shiitake mushroom) is the source of this 888-nucleotide messenger RNA. RefSeq lists its product as uncharacterized. The coding region runs from base 1 to 888 and encodes 295 amino acids. The record is from RefSeq and is a predicted model, not a curated record. NCBI's taxonomy places the organism in Eukaryota, Fungi, Basidiomycota, Agaricomycetes, Agaricales, Omphalotaceae. The transcript has 2 exons.